Molecule: messenger RNA, 1230 nt
Organism: Paramecium sonneborni
Lineage: Eukaryota; Ciliophora; Oligohymenophorea; Peniculida; Parameciidae
Source: the annotation of a GenBank genome assembly
AACAUGUGGCACAAGGAUUUUAGCAAGUAAUACAAGUAUAAUUACUAUCAUUAAUCCAACCUGGAUUACAAAUACAUGAUCCAUUAAUUAUAUAAUGUUGAGAAUCUUUACAUUCUGUACAAUAGGUUGUAGUUCCUGAACAUUUAGUGCAAGGAUUAAGACAAGGUAUGCAAUGUACACCACUCAUUAUAUAACCAUGGUUGCAUUCACAUGUAUUAGAUGCACUAAGAGUUUAAUUAGAAUCUAUGCAUGAUAAACAAUGGGCUGCAGUUCCAGAACAAUUAUCACAUGGUUAUGUACAUACUUAACAGUUAGGAGGUGAAUUAGUUAAUACUUAAAAAUAUUAUGAUGGACAUUCGCAUGUAUUUGGAUUAGUAGUACUCAUAAUAUAUGUUGAUGCGCAAUCAAUACAAUAAUUUGGAUUUGUUUAGCAUUUAGUACAUGGAUGAAUACAAGGUUAACAUAAUAAUGCAGAAUCCAUAUAAUAUCCAUCAUUACAUAUACAUGUAUGAUUAGAGAUUAUUUAAUUUGAAUUAGCACAUGAUGUACAUUUAUUAGCCAUAUCUAUACAGUUAUAACAAGGUAAGACACAUUAAUUGCAAGUAUUUCCAGAAAUGUAAUAGUUAUCAACACAAGAAGUGCAAAAAGUAGGUGAAUUACAAUUUAAACAUGGACUUAUACAACUUUGACAAAAAAAGGAGGAAUCCAUAUAAUACAUAGCUUAACAUGUACAAGAUGGUAAUUAUUAUAGUGAUGGCUCAUUGCAUGAUGUACAUACUGAAGCUGAAGUACAAUAAAUACAAGGCAAUUAACAAGGAAGGCAAACAGUAUUUUAAUAAAAGCCAUCAUUACAAAUACAUUAAUUAUUGGAUAAAUGUCUAUUUAAACCAGUUAUGCAAGAACUACAAUUAGUAGCUGUUGUGGAACAAGUCUCACAUGGAUUUGAACAAUUCUAACAUGUUUUAGGAGUACCAUUUUAUUCAUAUUAAUUAUUUUAACAUGAACAUAUCCCUGAAUUUAAUGUAUAGGUAACUGCACAAGUUUAGCAGUUUAUUAUAGAUGUUUAACAAGUAGCACAUGGAUGAGCACAUUAGUCACAUAAAUAGUUUGAAGUAUUCAUCAAAUAUCCUGAUGCACAAUCACAUAAUGAUGGUGUUUAUUUUGAGACAUCAACACAAGUAUCACAAGUAGUGACACUAGAUGAACAUUUAACACAUGGUUUAGUACAUG